This is a messenger RNA of Drosophila nasuta, 1337 nucleotides long. RefSeq lists its product as uncharacterized. Lineage: Eukaryota; Metazoa; Arthropoda; Insecta; Diptera; Drosophilidae. The transcript is spliced from 2 exons. The record is from RefSeq and is a predicted model, not a curated record. The coding region runs from base 355 to 1155 and encodes 266 amino acids.
GUUUUCUGUCUAGUCUCGCACAUGAUGUUUGUUGUUUGUUAGCACUGCUUUUAUUUUGUUGUUUUCCUAUCAAAAUUCCUUUUUUUGUUUUCGACACUCCUCCGGCAAAAAGACAUCCAAGGAAAUUCAAUGUUUAACUAAGGCGAAAGAAAGGGAAACUAAGAAGCUCGCUCUUUGCAGUGCAGUGUAUACGGAAGAUUCGAGCAUCUUGAGAGCGUGAAUUAUGUGACUACAGCAGCGGCAAAGCAGGAAGGGACAGCGCACGACUUUAGCAAUCGUUUCGAGCGCAGUACCCGAAACUCAACCUCCCCCAACCCCCCUCACGCCAUUGACCCCCGAUCCAAUCAUUCAACCAUGGCCAUUCAUGAGCAGAUCGAUAACCUGAACAUCUGGUGGUUUCCACGCGACUUUUGCCAGUCACGUUUCGGGGAGUAUCAACAGAGCGGCACCAAUUCAUGCACACUCAUCUCAUUAAUACUCGCGGACAAGGUGGCCAAAUCGGAGCGGUUCUAUCACCGUGUGGCAGAGUUGCCACCCCGCGGAUGGGAGUUGUUUGGCAAUGCGAUGAACGAUGGCAACAGUGUCUAUCACAAUGUCAUCACUGCGCACACGCCGAUGGCAAGAAAUCUGAAUUUGAAUAUACCAGACGCGAUAUCGGCGAUACGAUCACAGCAUAAAAUGAACUUUCGACUGGAGGAGUGGUUCUACACCCACAUGGAGGCCGAUCCCAGCAAUCCCAUGUACAAUCGCAGUGUGGCCAUGCAAUUGUCGCGCAUCUUUCAAAUCACGCUACAGGUCUUCCAGCAGGCGGGCACCAACAGUGGUCGCGAUAUGGCAUCGCAUCUCUUUGCCGCCAUCAUUGCCGACAGUCGCACGGUGAUGAUGACCUUUGAUUUUCGUGCCUCGAUUGUGGCGCUCUUUGAUUCCCAUCAGCAUGGCCGGGAUGCUGGCGCUGUUUUUGCCCAGUGCACCAUACAAAAUAUGGAUGAUUUGCUAUUUUGGUUUAUCAGCAUGCUUCACAAUGUCUAUUCCAGCCGGCCAGCCCUCUUUGAGAUCUCGUUCCUCAGCUCACAGCCGGGCGUGGCCAAGCGCAUUCCUCCGGCCAUCAAGAAGGUUACCAACGACGUUAAAAAGUCGCAGAAGACGCACUCGUAGUUAAUAACAAUGAUACGUUAUUCAUUCCCAUAGCACUAGCAGACUGAGUUUCGUAUUUUAUCAAAUUUUAGUAUUGGGUAAGCAAGUUUAAGAAUUGAGAAAAGAAGAGCAAACAAGCAACCAAAUUUCAAGUCUAAAUUAAUAAAAAAAAAAUACAAAUAGCAAACUAGGCAGAAAUUCAA